Molecule: messenger RNA, 755 nt
Organism: Actinia tenebrosa (Australian red waratah sea anemone)
Lineage: Eukaryota; Metazoa; Cnidaria; Anthozoa; Actiniaria; Actiniidae
Molecular function (GO): zinc ion binding
Source: RefSeq, a predicted model, not a curated record
UGAUCGGAGACUGGUGACUAGUCACACGAAAACGAGGCGAGAAAGGCCUAGCUUCAUAACUAUCAUGGCGUCUAGCACGAGUAAUACUACAAACUUUACUGAUAUUUUAACCGAAAACGAUAUUCCUGGGGCUUCCCUCGAGGGAAGAAAUAUAACUGAAUUAAAGAUUGCCGAUCUGAGAUUUUGGUUGAAGUGUCGAGGAGAUCCAGCAAAAGGUUUGAAAACAAAAGCGGAGCUUCUUAAGAGGGUCGAGGAAUAUAUCAAGAACGGUAAAGAUAAGGACAUUGUCGAUCCUGAUCCCAAUAGAUUAUAUUUAAGACGGAAACAACACCGCUUAAAGCAUGUUGUGAACGAAGACGAAGCUGAAAGACGCGUCCUUGUGAAAUUCCCUGAAAAUAAUUGGGGAACUUGUCUCCAAAAAAUGCCAAUGUUCACCCGAGCAGAGAUGAACAACCACGUUACCAGGUCAGGCAAGAACAUCGCAAACAAAAAAUGUAACAGUGUUCCCACUAGCUUCAGAAAAGCGAAAACUUUCUUGGAGGACGAAUACCUUCAUAGCAUCGAAACAAAUGAUAAUCAGCGAUGUUUUUAUGUGAAAUCWAAAUGCUGUCACAGUUUUAGAAAGAAUGAUCCUCCACAUGACCUAAAAGUGGCGCUCUGUAUCAUUACUGGUGAUGUCUUAAAGGCCUUGUGUUCGUGUGUAGCUGGUACAGUAGGAUACUGCAACCACAUACUCGCUCUGAUGUUAAAAUUAU